AUGGCCCGCUCCCUCGCCGCCCUCCUCGCCGCGACGACCGCCCUCGCCGGCGCCGCCCUCGCCGCCGACAGCGGCAGCAGCAGCACCACGACCGUGGUCCCCGUCCUGUUCCCCCUGUUCGACAAGCAGGACCUCGUCGGCUCCGUCGUCGACGCCGAGCCCAAGCUCACCACCUUUGCCGUCGCCUGCGCCCCCGGCGUCAAGCCCGAGGACUGCGGCUUCCCCGGCACCUUUACCGUCCUGCAGGGGCCCGAGACCUGGUCGCUGAGCUUCGGCGUGUCCAUGUCCCUGGGCGAUAGCUCGACCGUCGCAGCCCAGGACGCCAACUGCAAGCUCGACGCCGCCAAGGACGUCGCCACGUGCGUCGCCACCGAGUCCCAGCUGGACGGCGAGACCACGAUGCAGACCAGCACGAGCGAGGUCCUCACCGGCUACAAGUCGCUCAUGAUCCCCGUCACCGUCACCGCCGGCCUCGACAAGCUCUCGGCUCCCGCCCCCGGCGCCACGCAGACCGACGCCCAGGCCAAGCCCACCACCGGUGCCAGCAGCACUGGCGCGUCCACCGGCGCGUCCGCGUCCGUGUCCGCGACUGCCUCCGGCUCCGGCGCCGCGGCAAAGUCUUCCUCAGCGUCGUCGACGACGACAACGAAUGCGGCCGGCCCUGCGGUGACGCAGAAUGCGGUCCUGGCGGGUGUCGCGGCGGUGGUUGGUGGUGCUAUGAUGAUGUAG
Messenger RNA from Purpureocillium takamizusanense, 729 nucleotides. RefSeq lists its product as uncharacterized. The coding region runs from base 1 to 729 and encodes 242 amino acids. NCBI's taxonomy places the organism in Eukaryota, Fungi, Ascomycota, Sordariomycetes, Hypocreales, Ophiocordycipitaceae. The transcript has 2 exons. The record is from RefSeq and is a predicted model, not a curated record.